Molecule: messenger RNA, 1767 nt
Organism: Plenodomus lingam JN3
Lineage: Eukaryota; Fungi; Ascomycota; Dothideomycetes; Pleosporales; Leptosphaeriaceae
Biological process (GO): protein N-linked glycosylation
Cellular component (GO): Golgi membrane
Molecular function (GO): glycosyltransferase activity
Source: RefSeq, a predicted model, not a curated record
AUGUCAGGACUUCGCCAAUACUCAGAUCUGCCACUGUCGUCUAUUGUUUUCGCCAGCGGGCUGCUGGGGCUGUGCCAUUGCACCCCAACCGCCGCCCCCAGCAUACCGUGCGUGUGUUCUCCCACGCCAGACCCUGGCGGCGUCGCUACAUUCUGCGCAUUCUCCACUCGCCUUAAAUUCACGCUGGCUUCCCCAUCGUCCUUUUCUGCUUCUGUUGGUCAACGCCGACGGCGUUCCUCUGCGGCCAGACAGCCGCCUAAUCUUAAUCUCCCAGAAGUCGCCGAGGCUCGAGGCCGGCUAGGCACGACCAGCGGUCUCUCAGGGCGCUCCCUCGGUGACGCCCUGCCUACCAUACCUGGCACACCUGGUGUCUCCAGCAUGUCGAGAACGUCGUCACCACAGCCUGGAGGCUGGUCAAGUCCAGGUCUAAACACGCCGUACGAUACAGGCGGACGCCGCAGCCCGUUUGCCAAUGGCUCCUCCACACACAACGUUACGUGGGCCUCGGCGCAGGCACGGAGCGCCGAAGUGAAGGGAUACAAUGGCUUCAAUCCUCGUGGACAGGGCUUUCUUAGCAGGCACUUUCGGAGCCUAUCUGCGAGCCUUCCCUUCAACAAUGGAGACAAGGAGAAUCUUAGUCGUGGCCGAUUUCAGAAUAAUCGAGUUGUACAAAUACUGAAUCGCAUCGGAAAGAAUAUUUGGCGCCUAAGACGAUCGGUCGGAGUGCUGUUACUCGUCCUGCUGAGCGUUGUCCUUUUCUAUGUCUCACCACUACAUCGGUUAUACAGGCGAUCCGCCUUGUUGGGCGGCGGCAGCAAAUUUGUUGUGAUUCUCGCUGCAAACCAGGGAGGAGGUGUAAUGGAAUGGAAAGGCCCUCGAGAAUGGGCAAUCGAGCGAGACAGUGUGAAGAACAAGAAGAAGUACACACAGAAGUGGGGCUACGACCUUGAGAUUGUCGACAUGAGCACCAAGAAGCGUUAUGCUCACGAGUGGAGAGAGAGCUGGGAGAAGGUGGACACGAUCCGGAAUGCGAUGCGCAAAUACCCGCACGCCGAAUGGUUCUGGUGGCUCGACACCAACACUUUCAUCAUGGAGCCCUCGUAUUCUCUCCAGAAGCACAUUUUCAAACGCCUUCCCGAAAUCACCUAUCGCGACAUCAACGUCUACAACCCACUGAACAUCACCCACCCUCUGACGGACGAGUAUCUGGACCCCGAAACACGAUCACCGGUCGGCGAUGGCAAAGUGGAUUCGAUCAACAUGCUGAUUCCUCAGGACUGCGGUGGUUUCAACCUGGGAUCGUUCAUGGUGCGGAGAAGUGUAUGGACUGACAGACUAUUGGAUAUCUGGUGGGAUCCCGUUGGUUACGAGCAAAAGCAUAUGGAGUGGGAACACAAGGAGCAGGAUGCGUUUGAGUACAUGUACCAGAACCAGCCAUGGAUUCGUCCGCACGUUGCCUUUAUUCACCAACGCGAGAUUAUGAGCUUUCCGCCUGGGGCCUGUGGAGACGAAGGCAAUGAUCCCAACAUUCACUACCAGGAAAAGGACCGCGACUUCAUGGUCAACAUGGCAGGCUGUGAGUGGGGCCGUGAUUGUUGGGCGGAGAUGUAUAAAUACCGCCAGCUCAGCAAUCACUUGAACAGGACGCCGUGGGAAAAGUUCAAGGAUGGGAUCAGCGAUUUCUUCAAGAGUAAGAAGGAGGAGAAGAAGGAGGAGAAGAAGGAGGAGAAGAAGGAGGAGAAGAAGAAGGAGGAAAACAAGGGAUGA